AUGGGUUUCACCGAACGGGCCUUUGACUACUUUGCCAAGCUGACAAAGAGUAUUCUGAAGCAGCGACGGGAGUCUAGCGGGAAGAGGGGCGAUUUAGUGCAGCUGCUAAUGGACGCCUACGUCUACGAAAAUGAUCUGAAGAAUGCCUCUUAUGAAAAUUUGACCGCCAAUACAGAGCAAGAAGAAUCAACCGAAGAAGCACUCAAGGGAGUUACAGGGCAGAGCUCUAAUAAGGUCAAGCGCACACUAACUGAAAACGAACUCAUCAGUCAGCUGAUUGUCUUCUUUGUUGCAGGUUUUGAGACUACCAGCUCUACUAUCACCAACUGCAUCUUUGAAUUGGUUUCCAACCCUUCCGUUCAAGAGCGCCUACACCAGGAGCUGACUACCUCACUGGCCGGAAUUGACCCUGAAUCGGAGCAGUACUACGACGUGGUGAUGGGCCAGAUACCGUACUUGGAUGCCGUGGUAAAGGAGACACUGCGAAAGUAUCCAGCUCUGGUUCGCUUUGAUCGCACCAACAAGAUUGAUGGAUACAAACUGGGCAACCUGACGCUGGAUGCCGGCGUGCUGGUAGAGUGCAGUCCUU
Messenger RNA from Rhagoletis zephyria (snowberry fruit fly), 589 nucleotides. The record is from RefSeq and is a predicted model, not a curated record. Lineage: Eukaryota; Metazoa; Arthropoda; Insecta; Diptera; Tephritidae.